CGUCCCAACCAUUUGUACCGUUUGACCGUGUCGUCGCUCGUUCGAACGUCGCCGAGACUCUCUCGACGACACUCUCUUCUGCCACUUGUUCGAGCGGAAUCUUUACCCACGGAAGUGCGAGCGCCGGACGACGUGGCGACGUGCUUGUCGACUGUAAAGUCACGCCCGGAAGUUUAUUCGUACCGAAGGAGCGCAAGUGGAUGACGGGGUUACUUUGAUUUUAGGCCCGCUCGCGUCCCGCUUCGGAAGUCCUGCUCCUUUCCCGGAUUAUCGAUCGUCGUGAGCCGUUUUCGCGCGCAAUUUCGCGAGCAACAAGCGCAGUGGGGGAGGAAGAAAACGGAGCGGCGGUAAUUGAGCCGGCGCGGAGCACGUGCGCGCACGCGUGCCACAACAUUGCGAAAACCCGGGCAAUUCUAAUAUCGGCGAGCCCGCCGUUAAAUAUAGCCCCGGCUUUACGUGCGUGAGAGAAAGAGAGAGAGAGAGAGAGAGAGAGUGUAUGACGGCAGGUGCAGCGUGCUUUUCGUGCGUCCGCACGUAAGAGAGACGGCGUUUUCACGAAGAAGCCACGCGGUCAACGUGCGUCACCCACCACGCGGAGGUGAGAGCCGAAAAAAGCGGGACGGUGCGUCGUGACGGCGGCACCUCGACCACUUGGAAUUUCGCGAGAAGGCGGCGGAAUGACGCAACACCGUCGGGGCCAAUAGUCGGCGGAAUCGAUCGAAUACGCCGAAAAGCAGAAAACGAGAGCGAGGCUCAGUCGGGCAGUCCCUCCAAGCGGAGGACAAGACGACGCGUCACGUUCCGCGCGGCUGAGCGGCGGAGUUCAAACGAAGUUCCAGGCCGGCGGGGGACAGCUCGGCCUUUCGCACCGCUAAUCGUCGCCCGACGUUCUCACGCUUGAUACACUGAUACAGAUACUCGGCGGGAAUGGCUCUCUUCCGGAAAUUCAACGAGAAGAUCCCCCGGAGGGGAAUCCUCGGGGCCAUGAUGUUCUUAGCUUGCAUGUUUUCAUACGUCAUCCGCACCAAUUUGUCUAUAACCAUUGUCGCUAUGGUGAGUGUUACCAGCAAAAGCGGUGCCACCGGACCCGCAUGCGUUGUGACGGACUUGAAGAGCAACGGGUCGGGUGUGCUCCAUGAUUUUGGUGAGCGAUUCGAGUGGAAUCAACAUAUCCAAGGUUUGCUGCUGUCAGGAUAUUUUUACGGUGUGCUGCCGGCCAGUGUACCAGCCGGUCUUCUGGCAGAGAAAUAUGGAGGCUCCAAAGUGGUGGCGUUCGCCACGCUGAUACCCGCGGUGUUGAACCUUAUGAUGCCAUGGGCCGCCGGUGUUCAUUACGGUUUCGUUUUCGCGCUUCGCUUCGUCAUGGGAUUCUUCGGGGGCGCCGUUUAUCCCGCUUUACACGCAAUGAUCGCCAGGUGGGUGCCGCCCGGUGAGAAAGGCAUGUUCGUGUGGACUAUGCAAGGCGGUCCGUUUGGAACCGUCGUGACAUUCACUUUGUGCGGUGCGGUAAUCAGCGCUUACGGAUGGAAGGCUGCGUUCUACGUUACGAGCGGUCUCAUGUUAGUCUUCUACGCUCUGUGGGUGUUCCUGGUGUACGACACGCCGGAUCUGCAUCCGGGAAUCACGGAGAAAGAGAAAACGUACAUAAAGGAACAAAUAGGUACUACCGUUUCGAAGCAAAAGGUUCAACUGCCAGUGAAGGCAGUCGCCACGUCCGCGCCGUUCCUAGUAUUAUUGUGGGCCCACUUCGCCAAUAUGUGGGGUAUAUACUUCAUCGCUACCAACGGGCCCAAAUACACGCUGGAGGUUCUCGGCUUCAACAUGAAAUCGGGUGGCGCGAUAACCGGGUUACCUUACAUGGCUAGACUCGGCGCUGGAGUGUUGUUCGCAGCGGCAGGCGAUUAUGUGCGAAGGAAGGGUGUUUUAUCUCUGGGUUGGAUCAGAAAGAUAUUCAUGCUGUUCUCUCACAUGGGACCCGCGGCUUGCCUGGUAGUGAUGACAUAUGCGGGUUGCGACGCCACAACUGCAAUAAUAAUGUUAAUAUUGGCUCUGGCCUUCAAUGGGGCUGCGUGCCAGACCAGUUUACAAAACCACCAAGACUUGGCGCCGAACUACGCCGGCUCUUUGUACGGAAUUAUGAAUACCUUCGGUAGUUUCCCCGGAUUCAUUAUCCCACCAAUUAUCGGCGCCCUGACCAACGAAAGGAACGGCAUCGAGGAGUGGCGUAUAAUGUUCUGGAUAUCGGCGGUAGUGUUCACCUCGGCAACGGUGCUAUUCUGGUUGUUCGGAUCGGCGGAGAUCCAAUCGUGGAACGAUUCGACUCACACCAAGGUGCCCACCAUCUCCGACGAGGAGAGGCGGAUAAACGAGACGACGACGAAGGACACGUUGGCCGAGGAAACCGAAGAGAAUGAACGUCUCUAGUGAUUUAGAUAAUGAAAUGAGAAAGAUGCGUGCAUGUGUGCGUGUAUGUUGCGUGUGCUCAUGUCUGUAUAAAUUAAUAGUCUAAUAUCGUUAGGAGCGCGUCCGAAGUUGUUGCAACUCGGCAACUCUCGACCUCGCUGACACACAGAACAUCACAAUAAUAUUUUAUACACGACCAAUAUUUGUACAGCUUCCGAUUGUUACCUGUUAGUCGUGGAUGCGAGGCAAUCGUCACGCCGUUGGCCCGAACUGAAAAUCGGAAACAGGAGGAAGAGAAGGAUCGAAAGGAUACGUUCACGAUACUUGUCCUCCGAUCAAGGGAUUAGGCUGCUGUAAUGUAAAAAAUAUAUCGAUAUUUUACAAUCUGUAUACACAUUAUAUGUAAAUUAUAAAAACUA
Messenger RNA from Dinoponera quadriceps, 2822 nucleotides. Its product is annotated as sialin-like. Gene Ontology annotation, biological process: monoatomic anion transport; transmembrane transport. The transcript has 11 exons. The record is from RefSeq and is a predicted model, not a curated record. The coding region runs from base 928 to 2424 and encodes 498 amino acids. Lineage: Eukaryota; Metazoa; Arthropoda; Insecta; Hymenoptera; Formicidae. Gene Ontology annotation, cellular component: plasma membrane. Gene Ontology annotation, molecular function: transmembrane transporter activity.